Molecule: messenger RNA, 1608 nt
Organism: Cynoglossus semilaevis (tongue sole)
Lineage: Eukaryota; Metazoa; Chordata; Actinopteri; Pleuronectiformes; Cynoglossidae
Gene: gmds
Product: GDP-mannose 4,6-dehydratase
Exons: 12
Coding region: 111-1223 (370 amino acids)
Biological process (GO): 'de novo' GDP-L-fucose biosynthetic process
Molecular function (GO): GDP-mannose 4,6-dehydratase activity
Source: RefSeq, a predicted model, not a curated record
CAGCUUUGUUUUGUGUGAAGGAAUGAAUCCCAGAGAGUCUGUACCUAAGUCAGACAGGAGGAGGCUUAGGAUUCAGGAAUAAUUUACUUGCAAAACAAAAUGGAGUAGAUAUGGCCCAAAACACGACUCAAGUUUUGGGCUCUGGAGAUACGAUGAACAAGGAGGAAAAUCGAAAGGUGGCUCUCAUCACCGGCAUCACUGGGCAGGACGGUUCCUACCUCGCUGAGUUCCUCAUUGCAAAAGGCUACAUAGUUCAUGGUAUUCUACGUCGCUCCAGCUCCUUUAACACUGGUCGCAUUGAGCACCUCUACCAGAACCGGUGUGCACACACAGCAGGACGUAUGAAACUACAUUAUGGUGACUUGACUGACAGCACAUGUCUGGUGAAGAUCAUCAAUGAAGUAAAGCCCACAGAGAUCUACAACCUGGGGGCUCAGAGUCACGUCAAGAUCUCCUUCGACCUGGCCGAGUACACCGCAGAUGUAGACGGAGUAGGAACGCUUCGCCUGCUGGACGCAAUUAAGACUUGUGGUCUAAUCAGCUCUGUCAAAUUCUACCAGGCCUCUACCAGUGAACUUUAUGGAAAGGUCCAGGAAAUCCCACAGAAGGAAACCACUCCCUUCUAUCCUCGCUCACCCUAUGGUGCUGCAAAGCUUUAUGCCUACUGGAUCGUGAUAAACUUCAGAGAGGCCUACAACUUAUUUGCUGUCAAUGGUAUCCUCUUUAAUCACGAAAGCCCAAGAAGAGGUUCAAAUUUUGUAACACGUAAGAUCACUCGUUCUGUGGCGAAAAUACAUCUGGGCCAAAUCGAAAACUUCAGUCUGGGCUUCUUGGACUCUAAAAGGGACUGGGGCCACGCGUUGGACUAUGUUGAGGCCAUGUGGUUGAUGCUGCAGCAGGAAGAGCCUGACGAUUUCAUUAUAGCAACAGGAGAGGUUCAUAGUGUGAGGGAGUUUGUAGAGAAGGCCUUCAAACACGUGGGAAAGACUAUUGUGUGGGAAGGAAAGAACGUGGAUGAGGUUGGACGCUGCAAAGAAACUGGGGUGGUACAUGUAAAAGUGGAUCCUAAAUACUUCCGUCCAACCGAGGUGGAGUACCUACAAGGUGAUAGCACCAAAGCAAGUCAGAAGCUAGGUUGGAAACCAAAGGUGGCUUUUGAGGAUCUGGUGAAGGAGAUGGUGGACGCCGACGUUGAACUGAUGAAGAAUAACCCAAAUGCCUGAGUCUGAAGCUGAAGACCGUCCAGCCUGGAACCAUUCUAACACUCCAGUAAAUGAAGGAGCAUAAUGCUGUUGAACAUUUCUUGAUAAAUUAUUUGUCUUCACAUAGCGGUAAAAAAUCUUCAAUGUAAACUAUGUAUUUUGUUUGAUUUGUUUUUCCUCAUCAACCUGUCAAUGAUUUUAUUUUACCAUCACACAGCAUAGCAGUCUCACAUUCCAUUAAAAUAUAAUGUUAGGGGAGAAGUAAUUGUUUUGUAUUUUUUUUACGUUUUAGAAGGUGAAAAUAAAGUGGCUAUUUUAUAUACUUUAUAUUCUGAGAUUAUAUCCAUGGGUCAAAUAUUGAUUUAAAUUUGUACUUGGCGAAAUAAACUCCAAGCUUUGAAGAAAU